GCCACGUCUCAGAAUCUCACCAAUUUCUCGUUCUCCUCUCCAUAUAUCCAGUCAAAAAUUCAAACAUCUCAGCUACCUACCUAUUCCUCUCUCUCUCUCUCUCUCUCUCUCUCUCUCUCAUGGAAAAACCGGGAAUUGCAAGGGAAGGAGAGAAAGGGAAGGAGACUAAGAAGACCAAGGAGCACUCGCUCUAUCCCCCGCGGCGCAUUCUAGCGUCCCCAGCUUCGGAGGUGAGGUUAGCGGCGAUAGCCAUAGGCCUCAACAUACGGUUGAGGGCAGCCGAUAUGCCGGCCGGUAUGCAAGAGCGAGCGUUCCGUUACACAAGAACGCUCUUGGAUGCAGUGGGCCCUAGCAACCGGCCCAAUCCCACCCACAUAGCUCUGGGUCUCAAGAAGGAGUUCGACGCAUCGUACGGACCGGCGUGGCAUUGCGUGGUGGGGAAAAGCUUCGGGUCGUUCCUGACUCACUCGCCCGGAGGAUUUCUCUACUUCUCCCUCGGAAGCCUCUCCUUUCUGCUCUUCAAGACCGAGGUUCGACCAAUCUUCCACUCGCCUCCGUGACCGAACGAAGAAGCCCUUUUCUGUAAUUUAAAAGACUUAAUUACCCCUCAGGUUUUUAACAAUUACGAAAUGCAGAUGAGAGAGGCUAUCAGGAAAAAA
Molecule: messenger RNA, 659 nt
Organism: Magnolia sinica
Lineage: Eukaryota; Viridiplantae; Streptophyta; Magnoliopsida; Magnoliales; Magnoliaceae
Product: dynein light chain 1, cytoplasmic-like
Exons: 2
Coding region: 120-560 (146 amino acids)
Biological process (GO): microtubule-based process
Cellular component (GO): dynein complex
Molecular function (GO): dynein light intermediate chain binding; dynein intermediate chain binding
Source: RefSeq, a predicted model, not a curated record